UCUGACACUUAAUAUAAGGAAGAAAUGAUAUUCUCAGUGACGGCACAUGUGGAUGAGGUUCCGGCUGCGGACAUAGCCGUGCACCAUUCGGCCAGUGGUUGGAAGUCGUCGGAACUUCGGCCGACGCACCGGCGUGCGAAUGGAAUUAGACCAGCUGGCGGACAAAAUGAGAACAUGAACGGCAUUCAACUGAAACCGAUGCCCCGCUACAUGCGGACGGAAUUCGACGACGAGGAGACGAGCAGCGCAAGCAGCGUCCCCGUCGACGCCUCGGUGACCGGAAGCUCGACGCUGCUGACGGACGCCAAGGCUGGAAGAGGUCCGCCUCCGGCGCCUCUGGGUGUCCGUUACUCGGUCUCUGGCGCAUCGCGGCAUCGCAGGGGUUUCUGGCAACGCCUCUCACCCCUCGAGCGCUUCCUGCUCGUUCUGGUCGGGCUUCUUGCAUUCGUUGUCUUCGUACUCUCCAUAGUCGUCAGUGUCAAUACGGGUACCGUUCGCGAAAGAAUAAUCGAGAGCUACAAAGCACCUGUAGAAAGUAAAUAUCCCGCCGCUGACGACGAUGCGCCUCUUGUCGUCAUGUGCCUUCUUUAUUUUUCAGAAUACUGUGUCACCCCAGCUUGCGUGACAGUAGCCAGUUCCAUAUUGAACGCAAUAGACUUAGAAGCUGAUCCAUGCGAGGACUUCUACCAGUACUCAUGCGGUGGAUGGAUCAAGUCCAAUCCGCUUCCCGAUGGAAAGUCCAUCUGGGGAACCUUCGGGAAGCUUUGGCAGGAGAACCAACUAGUCAUGAAGAAUGUUCUAGAGGACGAAAAGACGGAUACCAAGAGCGAAGCGGAGAGGAAAGCCCGGAUAUAUUACCACUCAUGCCUUGACAAAAAUGACACCAUCGAGGCACUAGGAUCACAACCAAUCAUCAAUGUGCUAAACAUCGUAGGUGGGUGGAACAUAAGCGGCAACUACAGCAUGGACGACUGGGAUUUGGAGCACGCGCUUCGCUUAAUCCACAACGUGUACUCGCGCUCUGGCCUCUUCUCCUGGGCUGUUGGCGAGGACGAACGUAAUUCUUCGCGGCACAUCCUCCAGGUGGACCAAGGAGGUCUACUGUUGCCGUCAAGAGACUACUACCUUAAUAAAUCUGCCGAUGAUAAGGUGCUCACGGCAUACCAUUUGUACAUGACGACGGUCGGCGUACUACUCGGAGGAGAUGAGGCCUCUGUCAAAUCUCAAAUGGAGGGCGUCAUAGAAUUUGAGAAGGCGCUUGCGAAGAUCACAAUACCCGCGGAAGAACGCCGAGAUGAUGAACAGUUGUACCACAAGAUGACAAUUGAGCAGCUGCAGGGCAUCGCGCCUUUUAUCAACUGGACGAGAUAUUUCGACAUAGCCUUCUCGCAGAUCAACAAGACCAUCUCAUCGAAGCAAGAAGUUGUCGUCUACGCGCCUGAAUACAUGUCCAACAUGUCGAGCCUCGUGCGAGAGUACAUGAGCACCGAGAAUGGCAAAGUGGUUAUAUGCAACUACUUGGGAUGGAGCCUGGUACAUUCCAUGGUCUCCUACCUUUCUGAGCCAUUCCGAGAAGCCUCGAAAGUACUUCGCAAGGCACUGAUGGGCUCUGACGGUUCUGAUACCACAUGGAGGUAUUGUGUGACGGACACCAACACCGUGAUCGGCUUUGCACUGGGCGCGAUGUUCGUUCGAGAAGUCUUUGACGGAGACAGCAAGCCGCUUCCUGCUGGCAUCAUGAACAGGGCUCAGAACAUGAUACAAGAAGUGAAAGAUGCAUUCAAGAAUAACCUUCCAUUGUUGAAGUGGAUGGAUCCUGAAACGAGGGAACUUGCAAAGGAAAAAGCAGAUGCCAUCAACAACAUGAUCGGAUUCCCAGAUUUUAUCACAAACCCCAAGAAGCUUGACGAGAAAUACAAAGGGCUGGAGUUUAUGGAGAACGAAUACUUUGAAAACAACAUCCGCGUCAGCCAGUUCUUGCUCAGGAAGAACAUGUUGCGUCUGUACAGGCCAACAAACAAAACGGAAUGGGAGAUGACGCCUACCACAGUGAAUGCUUACUAUACUCCAACUAAGAACCAAAUCGUUUUUCCGGCAGGCAUCCUACAGGCCCCGUUCUACGACCCCAAUUACCCCAAGUCUCUCAACUUCGGUGCCAUGGGCGUAGUGAUGGGGCAUGAGCUGACGCAUGCAUUUGACGAUCAAGGUCGGGAAUACGACAAGACUGGCAACCUGCACCAAUGGUGGAAGAACGCAACAAUUCAGAGCUUUCAGAGCAGGGCUCAGUGCUUCGUGGAUCAGUAUUCCAACUACAGCAUCAAUAACGAAAAUUUGAAUGGGAAGCAAACAUUAGGAGAAAAUAUCGCCGACAACGGGGGCCUCAAGGCUGCUUUCCAUGCCUUCGAAGACUGGCUCCAGGCUCACCCGGACGAAUUACCGCUGCCUGGUGUAAACCUGACGCACAAACAGCUCUUCUAUGUGGGCUUUGCCCAGGUGUGGUGCUCUACGGAGACACCGGAAGCCAUUCACCUGCAGAUACUCAGUGACCCUCAUUCGCCAGCCAAAUACAGGGUUGUAGGCACAGUGUCAAACUCGGAUGAGUUCGCCCGUGAGUUCAGGUGCCGGAAAAGCAGGCCCAUGAACCCCAAGAAGAAGUGCGAAGUUUGGUGAUUGGGAGAUCCGAUCGUUCAAUCGUGAACUCGUGACGAACAGCUUGCCGAAAAUAUCUCCGGCGGUCUGGAAGACGUCACACAUGAAGUCAUCGGGUCCAGGCAGAGCGAAUAUGUGUAGUCGUACCAUUCAGAAUCUCCUAAGUCCCCAUUUCCCCACGUGUAUCAUGUAUGGUCCAAAAUCAAACUCAGGCACAGUGUAACAGCUGCUACGUUUAUAAUCGCCGACUGCACUGUACAUAAGUUGUAUAAUGUCGUAUUUAGCCAUAGUCGGCGACCUUCACAGUGUCCACCAUGUAAUCCACUGUGGACGUUGAGUGACCUUGUACAUAAAGAGGCCGUUCUGCUUUGAAGAGCCCUUAGGGGGCUAUCGGUUUCGAUGGUCAUGUCCAGCAUUUUGAUCUGAAUGCCGCAAAGACGAUGUGUGAAUAUCACUGGACAUAUGAGGGCCUUGUUUAUAAACCCCUGUUGUCCUUGGUGCUCCGCGAGUGAAGAAUUCUCGCGCACCAGGCUGUGUUCGAUGUAUCCCAUUAAGAGUCUUGACUGACUAUUUAUUUGUAUACCUCGGUCGGGAGCAGCUUGACCUGGGCGAAAUUGUCCACGCGGCCAUGCAGUUCUUGUACCGUUGCAAGCAAUGGACAGUUUUAGCUGAACGACGUUUACGACACGCUUCAUUCAGUCGGCGGGUGACAGAUCGACUGCGCAUGCGCGCCACGCUCAGCUGUCUGUCAUGUAUAAUAAACUGUAUGAAGCUAAUGAAACGCGGUUAUUUAUUUGUUUUUUUCAGAAACAAUAUGUUUGAUGUACGUAUAUGUUGUGGAUUCGUCGUCCGGCGCUCUUCGCCAGCGGAGAAGGAGAGUGUUGUUUCCUCCUCACACACCGCGCAAUGGGUAAAGUAAACAGACCUUCCCCUUGCUCCUAUUCCCUUUCUCACGAGCAAUGUGCUGCCCACCAGGCAGACCGCUCGUCUGCCUCCCCCGGCGCGGGCUCGUGCGCUGAACCCGUAAGCGGAGCGUGAACGUAUAAGAACACGCUCAGCUAAAACUGUCUAAUAUCACCUUGUGAAAUGGGUGUGUUGGUAAGCGUAUAUUGCGUGAGGUAGUCAUUGUAUAGGCAAGUAGAAGUCGCCUUGAAAGUUUUGAGGCAGAGAAUAAUAUCCAUUCUUGUGAUACGCGUAUACAUAUCUUCCGUGAAUUCCACAGGGUAAACGCUCGAGUUGAGCGCAUGUGUUUAUCGGUGAAUGACAACAGGCGGCGCUACAGAAGUGUUUUCUGUGCAUUGGUGUCGGACGGAGCACUCGGUGGCAUCAGAUGCAAGUUUCCUAAUAUCUGUUUCUGAGAACCAGGCGUUUGCUCGUCGUCUUGUUUUUGAAAGAAUGCCGGCUGCAUUCCGAUAUAACAUCAGUGAAUGGCUCUGUAUUGAACGUCGUGUGAAACACACAGUGUCUAUAGGAUGGAUGAGGUUUGCAUAUAUUCUACAUUUCGUUUGAGCAUUCUGACCACGCGUGUCGCGCAGGCUGAAGAAAGACAAGCCUGGGAUUCGGUUUUUACUGAUACUGGAUUCAUGUGGUCCCCUCAAGUGAGCACAGUAUUGGCGUGCCCCUUUUAUCACUCACAAUGCAGAUCGAUUUGUACAAAAAUAUAUUGUCCUUUAGAUAAACUGUGGGUGUUUAAUACUGUCUAUUUUCUUCGCAAAGUACAUACGACCACUGCCUAGUCAAUAUGUAUACUAUGUCAUUACGUUUUAUUUGCAGCGUAGAUAUCGGACAGCGACGCAAACGCUUAUUCGAAGCUUGGUUUUCCCCGUGCCACUUUUGUGUUGUUCGUGCUGUAAGUGAUGUGUCGAUAUCUCCACUGUGUAUAUAUGAACAAAUAUUCUUCUUCUUUUUUUCUUGUGUACCGCUGGGUAACGACGUAUAUAUGUAUAUGCCGGUGGUUCGAAGACAUUGUCAAUGUGCACAUUCGUCGUUCAUCUGCUAUGUAAUCUCUGAAGGACUGAUAGGAAUUCGGCGAAUUUAUGCAUGACGUCCCCCACAGAGACGCAAGCUCGGCAAAGACGGGCUGGGAAUUUUUUGGCAGAGAACUUGGUAAUAAACUGUCUCGAUAGGGGCCCAUCCAACACGCGUUAUCACACUCGAGUUUGUGAGCGAUAACAUGUGAUAUGAAUCUGAUGUCGACGUUUUGAAAAGUAUGUGUAACGAGCCCUCUAUGUAUUUGCAUAUCUACGCAAAGUACAUAUGCGCGGUAUACGCAGCAGUAUAUAUUUUCUGAAUGGUCGAUUAGCAUACCAAGAGGAAAUGCUACAAGUGAAAUGCUACCACGCAGAGUUCAUGUCUCGUCAGCUUGAAGGACGCACCGCGAGAACUGGCUCCGGUUCUUUGGUUUCCCGUUAAACCUCGAUGUCUUUGAUGGAAUGUAACAGCACGUUAACGCACACGUUAGGCAUUCAAAGUAGCUAGCACGUGACGUUUAGGUCUCCGUUACAAGUUCUGGUGCAGUCAUGUGGAAUAGUAAUUCUGAUAUACUUGCGGUGCGCUCGUCGUUGCUUUUGCCAUUCCUGUAAAUGCCAUUUCCCCAAGCAGAACAACAUGUUUGUCCAAUAUUGGACCAAUAUUGGCAAUGUCGGCCCAAUGUUGGGCCGGUAUUGCGAAUAUUGGUGCAAUAUUGUGCCAACAUGUUGUACCGUUUGGGUCGUGUGCACUUUUGUACAUCCCUGUAUAAAUUGACCGUCGCGAUGAUGCUCUUUAAUCGUUAAUAAGGCGUUCAUAAUCAUUAAAGGGACACUAAAAUGCGAAAAGAAAUGACUCGUACUGAAGGAUUUGAAUCUUGAACCCUGAAGAUGAACCUGAAAGCGAACCUUCAAACCAGCGUAAAAGUAACGUGAUGUACGCGUUGUGUCGUUCUAGCACUCCGCGAUGACAUUUUUUGCACUCUAGUGGCCCUUUAAGCAUUCCUUGCGUUCUGAAACGAUUGUCCUCUGACAUGUUUUCCGCUAAAACGGAAUAAGCGAAUACGAAUAAAGCGAGACGUUGUUUUUCUUAA
Molecule: messenger RNA, 5710 nt
Organism: Ornithodoros turicata
Lineage: Eukaryota; Metazoa; Arthropoda; Arachnida; Ixodida; Argasidae
Gene: Nep3
Product: endothelin-converting enzyme homolog
Exons: 19
Coding region: 25-2670 (881 amino acids)
Biological process (GO): protein processing
Cellular component (GO): plasma membrane
Molecular function (GO): metalloendopeptidase activity
Source: RefSeq, a predicted model, not a curated record